Parasteatoda tepidariorum (common house spider) is the source of this 1227-nucleotide messenger RNA. The record is from RefSeq and is a predicted model, not a curated record. NCBI's taxonomy places the organism in Eukaryota, Metazoa, Arthropoda, Arachnida, Araneae, Theridiidae.
UUUAAGGCUUUUCUAAAAGAAUGUCGAUUUGAUCUAGUAAAAGACAUUUUUCUCGAGUAUGGUGCAAAAGAUGUGAAUAUUACAGACGACUGGAUUUUAUCAUGGACCGAUGGAACUUUAUCUUUAAAAGAUUAUUCAGCACUCAAAUCGUAUCAGAAAAUAAAUCAUUUUCCUGGUAUGAGUAUGAUCUGUCAGAAAGAUUUGUUGUCACGUCACUUGAAGUUAAUGAAGCGGAAUCUUCCCCGAGAUUACAAUUUCUUUCCACUGACAUUUUGUCUUCCAGAAGAAUUGAGGAAUUUAACUGACUAUUGUGAACGCAGAAAGUAUCAAGAUGUCUUCAUUAUAAAGCCAGACGCCAACAGCCAAGGCGUUGGAAUAGAAGUGAUUAAAGAUGUAAAAAACUUUAAGAAGUAUCGGAAUGUUAUUUGCCAAAAGUAUGUGCGUAAGCCAUUUUUAAUAGAUGGUUUCAAAAUGGAUCUUCGUUUGUAUGUGCUAAUUACAUCUGUCACACCAUUGCGAAUAUACUUAUAUAAAGAAGGAUUGAUUCGGUUGGCGACUAUAUUGUAUAAGAAACCUAGUUUUACCAAUUUAAAUGAAAAGCGAAUGCAUUUAACUAAUUAUGCUGUCAACAGGAAUUUAGAAAAAAGUUUCCAAGAAAGACCAUCAGAAAAUUGCAAAAAAUCAUUGUCCGAUUUAGAAGAUUAUUUUAGUUGCAUGGGGCUAUCAAUAUCUGACACGUGGUUAGUUAUUGAAGAGAUUAUUGUGAAGACAAUCUUGUCAGUUAUUCCAGAACUUCAACACAUCUACAGGACAACUUUUCCCUGCACAUCGGCUAUUUCUUCCUGCUACGAAGUCUUGGGUUUUGAUAUACUUCUGGACGACAAAACAAAGCCCUAUCUUUUAGAAGUUAACCGAUCUCCUAGUUUUGGUGCUUCUACGACAGUUGAUCGAGAAUUGAAAGAAAGUUUAAUAAGAAACGUGUUGGACAUGAUUCUUCUGACACCGAAACAAAUCAAAUUUAUUAAAGAUGAAGAACGCCUAAAAUCUUUUCGAAGACUCACUAACUUAAAUAUGAUAAGGAGUCUAACAUCCAAAGAACAAGUAUUGUAUGAGUAUCAAGAGCGUAAAGAGAAUCGGAUGUGUGGUAACUUCAGGAAGAUUUAUCCAGUGGAAGACAGUAAAUAUGAUAAUAUAUAUGAAACUGCAUUUAGAGUUUCAAAGUAUUAA